GAAUAAACCUAAAGAAAUGUAAAAUAAAGAAAGCACUGAAUAGUAUAAUUAUUUACUAAUAUUAGUGAUCACUUAUUUAAACUAUUACUUAUUGGUACUAGUGGAGUUGGAAAAUCUUGCAUGUUGAUGAGAUAUGUCGAUAAUAAUUUUACUAAUAAUUUUUAUAACACAAUAGGAGUAGAUUUUGUAAAUUAUUAUUUUAACAAGUAGAAAAUCAAAUCAAUAUUCUUAGAGAAUAAAAAUAUAAAGUUAUAGAUUGUAAAAAUAUAUUUCAUAUUCUUAGUGGGAUACAGCAGGUUAAGACAGAUUCAGAACAAUCACAUGUAGUUAUUAUCGGUAAAGAAUAUGUUGAAAAUAGUGGAGCACAUGGAAUAAUUAUUGUUUAUGAUAUAACAGAUAGAGAAUCAUUCGACUCUGUAAAAAUGUGGAUGUCUGAAAUUGAUAAGUAUACUUAUUAAAUUAACAUAGGUAUGCUUAAGAAGAUGUGAUAAGAAUGCUAGUUGGAAAUAAGUGUGAUGUAGAAGACAAAAGAGCUGUAUCAUACGAAGAAGGUGAAGCUUUAGGUACAUUAUAUUAUUAAUUUAAGCUAAACAAUUGAAAUUACAAUUUAUAGAAACAUCUGCUAAAUUGUCAACCAAUAUUGAAUAAUCCUUUUUGACAAUUGCAAAAAAUGUUCUAGAAAAAAGUUAAAAUUCUAUAAAAGCAGAAUCAGGCUAAAAUAUGAAAAUAGGAUAGAUUACAUCAACCUAGGUAAUUGGAAAUACAAAUAAAAAAAGUUCACAAUGUUGUUGAAUUAUAAUUAUUAAAAUUAAAC
This is a messenger RNA of Paramecium primaurelia, 814 nucleotides long. The record is from the annotation of a GenBank genome assembly. NCBI's taxonomy places the organism in Eukaryota, Ciliophora, Oligohymenophorea, Peniculida, Parameciidae.